Penaeus vannamei (Pacific white shrimp) is the source of this 1743-nucleotide messenger RNA. The record is from RefSeq and is a predicted model, not a curated record. NCBI's taxonomy places the organism in Eukaryota, Metazoa, Arthropoda, Malacostraca, Decapoda, Penaeidae.
AUGGUUAUGGAUGUGGAUAACAUAGAUUCCCUGGUGGUAGUCGUGGUGGAAGAGCCGCUGGAAAGUGGUGGCACGGCUCCCCAGUGCCAUUCCAGGGGUACACAUUCAAAAGGUGUACCGCCCCAACCCCACCAUUUCCGCCCAACCCCACACAUUCAAAAGGUGUACGCCCAACCCCCACACAUUCAAAAGGUGUACCCGCCCAACCCCCACACAUUCAAAAAUCUACCGCCCAACCCCCACAUUCAAAAGGUGUACCGCCUAACCCCACACAUUUCAGUGUACCGCCCAACCCCCACACAUUCAAAAGAUCUACCGCCAACACAACAUUCAAAAGGUGUACCGCCCAACCCCCCACAAUUCAAAGAUGUACCGCCCAACCCCACACAUUUCAAAAGAUCUACCGCCCAACCCCACACAUUCAAAAGAUCUACCGCCCAACCCCCCACACAUUCAAAAGGUUACCGCCCAACCCCCACACAUUCAAAAGAUGUACCGCCCAACCCCCCACAUUCAAAAGGUGUAAACGCCAACCCCCACACAUUCAAAAGGUGUCAUUUCAAAGGUGUACCGCCCAACCCCCACAACAUUCCACAUAUCCACAACAUCCAAAAGAUCUACCGCCCAACCCCCAACACAUCAAAAGGUUACCGCCCAACCCCACACAUUCAAAAGGUGUACCGCCCAACCCCCACACAUUCAAAAGUGUACCCGCCAACCCCCCCACAUUCCAAAGGUGUACCGCCCAACCCCACACAUUCAAAAGUGUACCGCCCCAACCCCCACACAUUCAAAUACGCCCAACCCCCACACAUCCAAAAGAUUACCGCCCAACCCCCACACAUUCUAAAGGUGUACCGCCCAACCCACACACAUUCAAAAGAUCUACCGCCCACCCCCACACAUUCAAAGGUGUACCGCCCAACCCCCACACAUUCAAAAGGUGUACCGCCAACCCCCACACAUUCAAAAGGUGUACCGCCCAACCCCCACACAUUCAAAAGGUGUACCGCCCACCGCCCAACAUUCAAAAAUGCACCGACGAAUCCCAACACAUUCAAAAGAUGUACCGCCAACCCCCACACAUUCCAUAGAUGUACGCCCAACACACAACUUCAAAAGAUGUACCGCCCCCACACAUUCAAAAAGAUCUACCGCCCACCCCCACACAUUCAAAAGAUCUACCGCCCAACCCCCACACAUCCAAAAGGUGUACCGCCCAACCCCCACACAUUCAAAGGUGUACCGCCCAACCCCCACACAUCCAAAAGGUGUACCGCCCAACCCCCACACAUUCAAAAGGUUCCGCCCAACCACACAUUCAAAAGGAGUACCGCCCAACCCCCACACAUUCAAAAGGAGUACCGCAUUUCAGAAGGUGUACCGCCCAACCACACAUUCAAAAGAUGUACCGCCCAACCCCCACACAUUCAAAAGAUGUACCGCCCAACCACACAUUCGCCCAACCACACAUUCAAAGGUGUACCGCCCAACCUCCACACAUCAAAAGAUUGCACCGCCCAACCACAACAUUCAAAAAAUCUACCGCCCAACCCCCACACAUUCUACCGCCCAACCACACAUUCAAAAGAUGUACCGCCCAACCACACAUUCGCCCAACCACACAUUCAAAAGAUGUACCGCCCAACCGCCCAACAUUCAAAAGGUGCACCGCCCAAGCCUCCGUUUUCUGUGAGUCACCGGCCUCUCGUACACAUUUUGCAUACUUCGGUGCCAGUCUGA